Molecule: messenger RNA, 4208 nt
Organism: Stegastes partitus (bicolor damselfish)
Lineage: Eukaryota; Metazoa; Chordata; Actinopteri; Pomacentridae
Gene: ehmt2
Product: euchromatic histone-lysine N-methyltransferase 2
Exons: 28
Coding region: 14-3625 (1203 amino acids)
Biological process (GO): negative regulation of transcription by RNA polymerase II; peptidyl-lysine dimethylation
Cellular component (GO): chromatin; nucleus
Molecular function (GO): histone H3K9 methyltransferase activity; zinc ion binding; p53 binding
Source: RefSeq, a predicted model, not a curated record
CUCGCUGGGAAACAUGUCGGCGUCUGAGACAACGACAAAGGAGCGCUCUGAAAAACAUGUCUCAAAAACACCAGCAGAGUCAUUGGCUGGACAAAGUCAAAAAAAAGAAGAUAAUGCAGCCGCCACCACAUCUGCUGCAGCAGACCAGACGGAGUCUAUGGGUAGUAUACCAUCGAUGUUGUCGUCUCAGCAGCCUGGGAAGGAUGGCUCCAGAGCUGGAGAGGAGGGAGAGAAACGGUCCUCUGCCGCGUCCACACCGAACAAAACUGCUGCAGGACACUCAGUAAAGUCGCUAUCAUCAAUGUCGUCCUCUGCAUUGUCCUCCUCUCCUUCUACAUCUUCAGCGUUGUCCCCUGGCCGGGCCAAGAUGAGUGUUUCUGGGCCCGGUAGCAGUAAAUCUGUCCUGCCACUUGCUCCAUCAUCCUCCUCUUCCUCCUCUGCAACAGCUGCUUCUUCUUCUCCGUCUGUUUCCCCUGCACCACCCAAGAUCCACCGGGCCCGCAAGACCAUGAACAGGCCUCCGCCUGCGCAGAUGAGUCACGUUGAGGCGCCUGUUGCAUCAGGAUCCUCUACCUGCCUUUCCUCUGACUCUGAAACAGUAGCUGCAAAGAGGAGGAGACUGGGUCAUUUAUCAGAAAACACACCUGAGAAGUGUGAAAACAUUCCAGACAAUGCUCAGAAUGUGGAAGGAAAGUUAUUCCAUAAAAAGGUGGAGCUUGUUUCCAAAACUGCAUCAAUGAAGAGCAACACCUGUGUGGGGAAGUCACAGGGGGAAGCAGACGAGAAAAUUCAGGUUUCUAGUCCGUCCACGCGAGAUUUAGAAAAGUUUGAAGAUGGUGGAGAAGGAAGGCAGAGAGCAAAAGACAUAGAGGGGUCAGUUAACAUAUCAGAUCAUAGUUUGGAGUCGGAAACACAGAGAGCCAUCCACAGUAAAUCUUCAUGGUUGCCUUCGGAUCAGGACGAGAGAAACACAGUUGAUGUAGUGGAAACGCUUGGAGUAGGAAGAUCUGCAGAAUACACAGAGGUUCCUUUAGGUGCUCUGGACAUUGCUGCUGCUGACAGUCUGACACUUUCUCCUCAUGAAGGCAGCGAUGCAGGAGACACCGAGCGGCUGGAGGAGCUUCCUCUGUGCAGCUGCAGAAUGGAGGCACCUCGCGUCGACAGCACCAGCCAGAGAGCCAGCCGGCAGUGCAUGGCCACCGAGAGCAUCAAUGGAGAGCUUCGAGCUUGCACCAAUCGGACCACUAAAGGGGAAACCAUGCGGCCAUCCAGUCGGGUUCCCCUCAUGGUGCUUUGUGACGUCCAUCGAUCACACAUGGUGAAACAUCACUGCUGUCCUGGUUGUGGAUACUUCUGCAUAGCAGGCACAUUUCUGGAGUGCUGCCCAGAUCAGCGCAUCGCUCACCGUUUUCACCGGGGUUGUGUGACGGUGUUGGGAGGCGGGCGCAGCAGAGCAAAUGGUGGCGGUCUGCUUUUCUGCCCCCACUGUGGAGAAGACGCCUCCGAGGCCCAGGAGGUCACCAUCCCCUCCUUCAGCUCGGCCACAGCCUCGGCAACCACAGUGGUCACCAUGUCGGCCUCCUCCACCACCACCCCGUCUCUGCCGCCAUCUGUCCCUUCAGCGCCCUCCCUCACCGCAUCCACAGGAGGGAUGAAGGAUGGGAAGAUGCCCGAAAGACCUGUCAGCGCUCGUAUGCGUAGCCAUGGUUUGAUAAAACUGGCAGUGGAGCAGCAGCAGCCUCCACAGUCGGUAGCUUCAGCAGCGACGGCAGCCACUGUUCCCCCGGCAGAAGAGGGAGUGGACAGCGUGGGGCCAUCGCUCUGUAUGCCAAAUGGGAAACCCAUCAGCCCCAGUGCACUUCCACCUGGUCCCAGCAGGGCAGCGCUGCAGAAAGCCAUCCUCACACAAGACACAGAAAGGAGGAAGAAACUGAGGUUCCACCCUCGCCAGCUCUACCCCGCUGCCAAGCAAGGAGAGGUGCAGAGAGUUCUGCUCAUGCUCAUGGAGGGCAUAGAUCCAACAUAUCAGCCCGACUCCCAGAACCGGCGCUCUGCUCUUCAUGCUGCAGCUCAGAGAGGUCUACUGGAAGUCUGCUACAUGCUGGUCCAGGCUGGUGCUCAAGUGGAUGCCCAGGACAAAGACCUGAGGACUCCUUUGCUGGAAGCCAUCAUCAAUAAUCACAUAGAGGUGGCUCGCUACCUGAUUCAGAAUGGUGCCUGCGUGUAUCAUAUUGAGGAGGAUGGAUAUACUGGCCUCCACCACGCAGCCAAGCUGGGAAACCUAGAAAUCGUCAGCAUGCUUCUGGAGACGGGGCAGGUUGAUGUGAACGCACAGGACAGUGGUGGCUGGACACCGAUAAUCUGGGCUGCAGAGCACAAACACGUUGAUGUGAUUAAAUCGCUGCUGAACAGAGGAGCUGACGUCAGCAUCAACGAUAAGGAGCUGAAUGUGUGUCUCCACUGGGCGGCGUAUGCAGGCAACGUGGAUAUAGCAGAGCUGGUGUUGAACGCCGGCUGUUCCCUCGCCUCAGUUAAUGUGCAUGGAGACACGCCGCUCCACAUUGCUGCCAGAGAGGGCUACUUGGACUGUGUUACGUUGUUCCUGUCUAGAGGUGCAGAUAUAGACAUCAUGAACAGGGAGGGCGACACUCCUCUCACCUUAGCGCGAGCAGACACGCCAGUGUGGGUUUCCCUUCAGAUCAACAGGAAGCUUCGAAGAGGGAUAACCAAUCGCAUGCUAAGGACAGAAAGAAUCAUCUGCAGUGACAUUGCGCAGGGAUACGAGAACGUACCGAUCCCCUGCGUGAAUGCAGUGGAUGAUGAGGGUUGUCCUUCAGACUACAAAUAUGUUUCAGAAAACUGCGAAACUUCAGCAAUGAACAUAGACCGUAACAUCACACAUUUACAGCAUUGUAGCUGCACUGAUGACUGCUCCUCUAGUAACUGCCUCUGUGGACAGCUCAGCAUCCGCUGCUGGUAUGACAAGGAUCAGCGGCUGCUACAGGAGUUCAAUAAAAUCGAACCUCCGCUUAUAUUUGAAUGUAACAUGGCGUGUUCUUGUUAUCGAACAUGCAAAAACAGGGUGGUCCAGGCAGGUAUUAAAGUUCGUCUACAGCUCUACAGGACAGAGAAGAUGGGCUGGGGGGUUCGAGCUCUGCAGGAUAUUCCUCAGGGCAGCUUCAUCUGCGAAUACGUCGGUGAGUUGAUCUCGGAUGCAGAAGCAGAUGUUAGAGAAGACGACUCCUACCUGUUUGACCUGGACAACAAGGAUGGUGAGGUGUAUUGUAUCGACGCCCGUUACUACGGCAACAUCAGCCGCUUCAUCAACCACCUGUGUGACCCAAACCUGAUCCCAGUUCGCGUGUUCAUGCUGCAUCAGGACCUGCGUUUCCCUCGCAUCGCCUUCUUCAGCUCCAGAGACAUCCUCAGUGGGCAAGAGCUCGGGUUUGACUAUGGAGACCGGUUUUGGGACAUUAAGAGCAAGUAUUUCACCUGUCAGUGUGGAUCAGAAAAGUGCAAGCAUUCGGCUGAGGCCAUCGCCCUGGAACAGAGCAGGCUGGCUCGGCUGGAGGCUUGCCCAGAAUCGGGAGCGGACUGCGGGAUGACCAUGAUAGGAAACUCUUAAAACACACACCCACGGGGCCUUUGGAUGAACCUUUUCAGUUUUACAUGUGCACACUAGCAAAUACACCAUUAAGAGGUUUAUCAUUCAGCUUGUGAUGUAUGGUGCUGUUUUUUUUUCUACUUGAAAUGUUAUUUUCUUUUUUCAAAACUGCCAAAAUCAGCCAAUUUGUCACUUUAUCAUUUCCACUAUAGUGCAGGACAUGGGCCUUAACAUUUUUCAAAUGUUGCUGUUUUGGGGGAAAAACAGGAGGUCUUAUAAUUCACUAUAUGCAGUAAUUUUACUGUAUCUCACAAUGUACUCGCGCCUUGACACACAUACCUUGUGCAUUAGGAGUCUGUCUUCAAUGCCAUCAUAUACCAGUCAUACAUUCUAUAUAUACACAGACAUUUUUCCGUUGUGCCAACAAACUCAGCGCAUUUUGACAUAGGACGGUAAUGGGUAAGACCUUCACCCACGCUGGACUUGAUGAGGACCUGAGGGAUAGUGUUGUUUUUGGAUGAUUGUUUUAGCUGUACUUUCUUUAUUUUUUAUACAUAUCUUUUUCUCUGUCCUACGUAGUGUAAUAAAAUAACUCAUGAGUUGA